Molecule: messenger RNA, 1401 nt
Organism: Caenorhabditis bovis
Lineage: Eukaryota; Metazoa; Nematoda; Chromadorea; Rhabditida; Rhabditidae
Source: the annotation of a GenBank genome assembly
AUGGAGCAAAAAAAAGAAAAGCUUGUGGUGUGAUUGACUCCUGUCGAAACGGGCGCUGACAUCUUGUACCAUUCGACAGGCACCAUUCGCGAGCGGUCUCGAUCGCCGAUCGGCUUCGAGACCCUCGCCGGACCAUCAAACGCGCCAAUUCCGCCACCGCAACAGCCGGCGCAAAUCGAGGUCUCCAUCGAUUUCACAAGACCCGAUGGGCAGAGAACUCGCCCACUCCUCGUGGAAAAUAGAAGACUUUAUGUAGAUGAGCAUUACAUUUCUGUGUGGUCGCCAGUAUUAAGGGCUUGGUGCGUCGAAUGUCCGGAUCGCGAGCUGAUCCUUGCCAACGUUCAAUACGAGCACGUCCUCGAAAUGCUCGAAUGCAUCCAUCCAACCUACAAGGCCGUCGACGAUCAAUCGGUCCACAUUCUUCUACCACUCGCCUAUGAUUAUCAAAUGGAAGGCCUCCUUCAUCGCUGCGAGUGUUUCCUAAUUAGCCACAAUUUGCCAUUCUUGGAAAAAGUCUGGAUAGCUGAUAGAUAUAAGCUGAAUCGCCUUCUAGUAUUAUGCCUUAGGGAAAUGCGGCCAAAUAGCAAAGUCGAUCUCAACGGGUCCCGUUAUUAUGCACUUUCCGAUAGGGUCAAAGUGUUGCUAUUAGAAAGGUUACACGGAGCAGCAGCGCCAGAGGAAAUUCUCGAGCCGCCUCUAGACCUCGAGCCGUAUCUUCGCGUCUCCGACGUGAACUUCGUGGCAGUUCGCGCAAAAACCGGCCGCGUCUACUACGUGAAUCCCUACUACAUGGCGGCCUGGUCGAAGGUGUUUGAGGACAAAAUCUGCACGACCUUAUCCGGCGUCGAAGAGAUGUUUUGCCCAUGUUCGCACGAGGAGCUUAAAGCAUUCCUAAUGGCGAUUCAUCCACCACAACUUAGGAUUAAUGAAACCAACAUAGGACCGAUAUUAAUGUCGGCGUGCAAAAUGGAGUCAUCCGCGUUGCUGCGGAAAUGCGCCAAUUUGCUGCUCUCGCCGCACACCCAGCUAUCCGUGUUCGUUCGACUCUCUCUUCUUGAUCGUUGUUUUUUGCACGAAAUGCUACCGCAGUGCUUGCAAAUGGUCGCACGACCCGAACAUCUCAUUCAAAUGACGCAACAGACGACGUAUGAUUGCCUAUCGACACGCGCCAAGGCCGCCAUGAUGGACCGUCUCGGAAUUCUGCUGGAGAAUCCCGGCCUCCAAACCCAUCAAUGUCAACGCUGCAAGGCGACGAACACAUGCACCUCAGUUACCUGGAUGUGUCCCCAAUGCAAGACCUAUUCAACCGACGCCAGUCUUCUACGCAACAACAACACAACAACAGCAGCAGUAGCAACUGGCACCACUACAACAAUGAUGACAAACCAAUCAAUUCGAUAA